This is a messenger RNA of Cutaneotrichosporon oleaginosum, 770 nucleotides long. RefSeq lists its product as uncharacterized. The record is from RefSeq and is a predicted model, not a curated record. NCBI's taxonomy places the organism in Eukaryota, Fungi, Basidiomycota, Tremellomycetes, Trichosporonales, Trichosporonaceae.
GGCGUGUCCGAGUGGCAGAAUAUUGAGUUUGCGAGUGGGAAUCGUGGCUGCAUCUCAGCUGUGCAGGCUGCCACACGACCAGCUGGUCACGGGUGUGCGGAGAAUGAGCUUAUUAAAUGGCGGCAGGCGCUCACAACGCAAUGUGUCGUCGCAGAGGACAGAGAAAGUUGAGCGCACAGCUGAUCCUGCCACUAUUGUGCCUCGAGAUCGCUGCAGAUGAACGACAACCCCAUGCUCUUCGUCAUAUUCCCAUCACUUUGGAUGUGCGGAGUCCUCCUGCUGGACCACCUGCCCACACUCGCUCCCAAAUGAGAACGGUACCAUCUUUCGUCCUCGUCUCGAUGCAGUCCUACCGCCCCUUAUGGCUUAUGGGAACGAGAAAGUGCGGGGCCGAGCUGGCCCCCGCUGUGAACAACCAAGGGUUCUGCUACCAUGUGUGUGUGGGGAAUGCCGAGCUCUUCGCACGCACGCGCCCGCAUGUCAGGCGCGACCAGGCGACCAGGCGAGUGCAUCAAUUCAUCUUGUCGUCCCAGAAGUUCGGGUCUCCCUCGGAAGCGCAGCCCUACUGUCGCCCUGCAGGCCCAAGAUCCUCGCAAUGACCUCUUGGCUGCCAUCACUGUCGUACUACUCCGCUGCCUCAAGCCAUGCAUUGCGUCGCCGACCCUACGACCCUCCUUCGCACAUGCAAGGCACUAAAGCAUCUAGUGAGAGCCAUGGUACGAAUAUCAUGCAGGAAGCGCGUCCUGCGGGACACGCUAACGGAUCUUGUA